GUUUGGUUGGGGGAAUUCCAACAGAGCAUUUGAGUCUACGGAAUGUACAGAGAGAGAGAGAGAGAGUAGCCGAACGACAGUAUCUUUUGUAUUGAACAUUUUGGGAAUUGUUUGUACGAUGAUUUAAGACACUUCUCAAAUUGUGUGGGAAACAAUUUCAUUUGAUUUGAUUGACUUUGAUUGAUGACCGGCGGUGGAAGUUGCAAGUUGUCUCUGCCGUGUUUGUUUGUUUGUUUCAAAAGUGUAAACAAGAGAGACGGCCUGAGUUGAUUGAGUGGGAUUAAAAUGGCACGGACGUACGUACGUCUGAUGGUGGACGUCUGCCAUAUCUGCAACAUAAUGCGGUGCACGAGAAAAGAGUAGAAAACCUUUACCAUGGAAAAACUACUUAAUAAACAUAGGAGUGAAAUUGAAGUUUAAAGUGUUAUGUGAAUGUUGGGAAGAACCUCGUCUUCUAUAUGACAUCCGAUGUUGGUCUAGACUCUAGACAUGGCUUCUUACAAUCCCUCAUCCAUCAGUGACUUUGAUGAAAAUGACGAUGAGGAGCUGCAGUCAGUGCAAGUCAGCAAUGGCACCAUCCUGGAUCCUAACAACAUGGUUCAUGCAGAGAUGUUCAAGUCUCUACUGUACCAGGUCUGUGCAUCAAAUACCAAGAACACUAAGGAGAGAGAAAAAGUGUUCCACUUGAUCUGUCAGAAAUUUUCUAAGAACAAGCUUCUGCCACCUCAGGAGAAAACGGACAUGUUCAGCUCUGUCCGUUUAGCCUACACCAAUGCCUUCACAGCCAUGUUUAAGACUUCCUUACAGAAUGUCCAGGAUGUUGAAUCAGAGGUGCACUUGCGAUCACUGCCAGCCACAGAGCGUGAACGGACUGCCGUACUACUUCAAAUCCAAAAUAUCCACCGGCAACCCAAGAUGCCGCCAGAGGAGAUUAUCUACAGACACGAGACUCGCUACCAGACAGAGUUCAAGGAGUUACACACACUCGGCAAAGGAGGGUUUGGUCAAGUCUACAAGGUACGCAGCAAUCUUGAUAGACAGCAUUAUGCCAUAAAGAAAAUCAAACUGAAGCAUAACAACUGUGACCAGUCAUUCAAAUUGGUGAAUGAAGUGAAGGUAUUAGCUGGUCUGAAACAUCCAAACGUUGUUGGCUAUAAUACAUCCUGGAUUGAGCCUGAGCCGAUGAAUGCAAGCAACUACCAAGAAAGUAAAACAAGAGGUCUGAAGUGUAUAAUGCCCUCCUCCAGCGAAAGCCCAAGAAGUUCCAGUGAACACGAGAACUCAACGCAAGACAGAAAUAGAGUUUCUCUAAAGGAUCUAGAGUAUGAGCAAUCCUCUACAGGAAGACUGACGGAAAAUAUGAAAGUGCCUGAAUCUGACCAAACCCAAAUGAGUUGUACUCCAACUAAAAUGGGUAGAAGUCCAAGUGACUCAUCAAGCACUAUAGUUAAUUCUUCGGUUACUCCCAAGCAACUUGAUAUGUCAUUUGAUGAUAGUGACGGGUUACCGGCCUUGGCAAGUACCACUCAACAGUCUGGUGUUACACAUUCAUCAGUAUCAGUUUCAUCAACGACAUACAGCUCAUCACGAUCGUGCACAACAUCAAGUUCAAAGGUUGCAGGUCAAGCAGUUACAUCUACUCAGACGACUGAAAAGUUGGUUUAUUCAAAACACGAAUCCACCAAGCAGACAUACCAGUCAAGCCAGACGGCAAAAAUAACUGAAAUGACUGAAAACUAUGUUAACGACUUUUCCGCAGAAAUUAAUGACUUUUCCACAGAUAUUAAUGAAAAUCUUUCGGAUGAGGAAGAAAUGUAUGAUGAUAUUUCAAUACACUUUGAAGAUGAGCCCAACGAUUACCAGAGUAAUUUUAAUGACUAUGCCUCCGGUUGGAAAGAAACUGUACUGAAUAAAAUCAGCGAUCCGGAAACUAGUUCUGAUAGCAGCCAGUCAAAUGCAGCUAGUUUCAACGGCAAGCAUCACAAGCUUACAAGCAAAACUGAUAACAACAACUUCACCUUCGAAGACCAACCCUGUAUUCCUUAUGAUCCUUUCAGCAAUAGUUUAGACGCACUGGUAGGAAAGCUACCCAUGGUCAAAAGCUCCGGGAAAAUCAUUGAUUUGGACAUGGAUGCGCAGAUGAAACCAAAACGUGAACGUGAGCGGAUGCGCCAUCGCUCCAAGAGUCAGGAUGGUACAGAAACCAAUGCCCAUGCCGGGAGAAGAACACUGAGUCUGGAACCUAGCCUACCUUUCCCAGGCUUCUAUGUGAUUCUACACAUUCAGAUGCAAUUGUGUUCAAACACCUUGGCAGACUGGCUAUGGGAACGGAACAUGGACGAGAAGGCACAGAAUACGUUUGAUUUGGUUAAUCUGUAUAACAACAUGGACAUCUUUCAGCAGAUUCUGCGUGGGAUUGAGUACAUUCACUCACAAAAUGUUAUACACAGAGAUCUUAAGCCAAAGAAUAUUUUCUUGGAGAACACCGGUAGAGAUUUGAAAGUACUUAUUGGCGACUUUGGACUCUCAAAAAAAGGUUUUAUGCCGGAGCGUAUGGACCAAAACAAUGCAUCAAAUCUUAAGUAUGGGCGAUGGGCAGACAAUUUUGUACCAACGAGUCAUACAGCAAAUGUUGGUACAACAACUUACGCAUCACCGGAGCAGCUUAAAGGGACCAAGUGUGAUUAUAAGUCCGACAUGUACAGUUCAGGUAUCAUCCUGUGUGAACUGUUCCAUCCCUUCGGGACGAAAAGUGAACGAGCCAAAGUGAUAAUGGACGUCCGUAAAGGUGAUGUUCCCCAGGAGAUCCACACCAGAUGGCCUAAUCAGUACAAAGCUAUUGAGGAAUUGACCCACAGCGAGUGUUGCCAUCGACCCAAUGCUGCACAGGUUCUGAGAGGCCCACUGUUUCAGUCCAAAGAAGAGGUGAUCAGCAAUCUACAGGCCAAGCUCUCUGAGCGAGAUGAAGAAGUACGCCAACUCAAACUACAAAUAGCUGAGCUGAAAACACAGCUAGGGAGGUGACUGACCACAUGAUGAGGUCAAUACGCAAAAAAAGCAAGGUGGCCAAGCCACCACAAAUAAAUUUCCUGGGACUAUAUCUGAAAGAUACCAACAUUUUUAAAAGAUUGUUGUUAGUUGUCCACCCUCAGACAACUAACUGCCAUUGUUAUCAUAAAAACCAAAAUCUACAACUAGAACUGGGUGCUAUUUGGAAAGCAGUUCAGUUCGCAAAAGAUCAUGCUACCAGAGAAAAUAACCAAUUUCACUUGGUACGAAGUGUCCAUGAAAGGAAAAGGUAAUUUUGGAGUCGGGUCGGGGGGGGG
This is a messenger RNA of Asterias rubens (European starfish), 3326 nucleotides long. Its product is annotated as eukaryotic translation initiation factor 2-alpha kinase 1-like. Gene Ontology annotation, molecular function: protein kinase activity; ATP binding. The coding region runs from base 490 to 3024 and encodes 844 amino acids. The record is from RefSeq and is a predicted model, not a curated record. NCBI's taxonomy places the organism in Eukaryota, Metazoa, Echinodermata, Asteroidea, Forcipulatida, Asteriidae. The transcript is spliced from 14 exons. Gene Ontology annotation, biological process: protein phosphorylation.